This is a messenger RNA of Lactuca saligna, 375 nucleotides long. NCBI's taxonomy places the organism in Eukaryota, Viridiplantae, Streptophyta, Magnoliopsida, Asterales, Asteraceae. The record is from the annotation of a GenBank genome assembly.
AUGACAUACUCUGAGUGUAUCACCAUUGUCGAACACUUCAGGCAAGAAAGUAUAAAGAAGUUAUGUUACUAUGAGCCAGAUAUGCCCUUAUUAGUUGGGCUUACUGUUAUUGCUAAUGAAGGAGACUAUGUUGGCUUCAUUUUUUAUGCUUAUGGGACUCAUGGUAUAAUUUCCCUCUAUGUGAACCAUGAUAGUCAAGGAAUAGAGGAUUGGUUUGGUUCUGACAUAGAAGAAGAAUAUAGUGAUGAUUCAUGUAUUGAUGGUGGUGAAAAUGAAGAUGAAAUUGAUAACCUUAGAGAUGUUCUAUCAUCUAUCAUUCAUAUAUUUGUUUUAACCCUUGAUUUAUGCUUUAUUUACAAGUUUAGUCCUCGAUAG